Molecule: messenger RNA, 12426 nt
Organism: Endocarpon pusillum Z07020
Lineage: Eukaryota; Fungi; Ascomycota; Eurotiomycetes; Verrucariales; Verrucariaceae
Exons: 3
Coding region: 1-12426 (4141 amino acids)
Biological process (GO): positive regulation of protein catabolic process; protein polyubiquitination; proteasome-mediated ubiquitin-dependent protein catabolic process
Molecular function (GO): ubiquitin-protein transferase activity
Source: RefSeq, a predicted model, not a curated record
AUGGGGAAGAUCAAGAAGGCGGCGAGUCCGAAGCAUGAGGCUACCAUCUCGCCCGCUUUAUUAGAUUUUGUUCAGAAAGCGGCCAGCGUCCCGUUGAUCGAGCUACCCUCACAUCUCGACUCAUUCCCUAGGCGAUGGGACUUCCCACGAGGCGAUCUGUACCACUGGAUAGUCCCUCUGAACCGCUUCGACGAGAUCUUAGAGAAUUUCAUUGCACUCUACGGAUUAGGAGCUGGGCCUCAAACCAAGAAAUUCGGGAACACUCUGCUGCGCGAAGAAAACCAAGAUGCUGAGGCUGAAGCAAGAUUGAGAAAACUUAGGUUUAAUGAAGAUGGAGACAGGAGGCUGGUGGAGUCUGUUCUGGAUUUCUCAAGGUUGCUACUGGAGAAAUGCGGCAAUCGAAGUCUCUACAACUCUGGAGAACGGCUUGAUGCUCUUUUGAACACGACCUCCCUGUCCUUGCUGCACAGCACGCUGCGCUUAGCCUUGUGCCUCGCACAGAGAUAUCAUGCUCGACACCGGUCUAGUCAUUUCCACCCUGCGUCACUAUCAGCCCACUAUGGUCUUAACCUUGAUCGUAUUCAAAGUCUUGCGGCCCCAAUCUCACAAUCUUUGAUGCCAUCAAGAAAAUCUGCACCUAGCUCUCCAGUGAAGAAUUCAAAAGGCAGGGAGAAGCAUGGUCAGCUCCAGGAGGCUCCAAAUCCGAAUGACCUUGCAUCUCUUAGCAGGGCUCCAUCACCUGCAAAUGGAGAGGCUGCCUUGCAACGCUCAGAUACAGCUUACCGUGGCAGAGAUGGCUGGGAAGAUUGGGCACGAAUUCAGGUGCUCUUUCAGCCAGAUGUAUCGAUGGAAACAAACGGAGGUGCAGCUACAAGAAGCACUGAUCUAAGAGAUCAGACCGACCAACCAGCGCCAGGUCCACAUCGGAGACAGUCAACAAACCAAGGGUCAAAACUCAAUCGAGUUACAUUGUCUGAUGACUCUCCCACUGGAGCCAGUCCAUCCACAUCAACUCAAGCCAACACAAACUCUCUCCCUCCUCAAAAAUUUGAGCCCUCGCUAUCAAUGCUGUUAUCUUCCCCCAUCGAAGAUAUUCUCGAAUCAGGCCUCUCCAUUGUACCAAGGUCGUCCUACUAUGAGCUUCUGCACAAGCUCCGAGUAGCUUACGCCCUUCUUGGGGCCGUCGAAAGUCGUCGAGAGCUUCUUGCCGUCCGCAUUCUUGCGGUGUCAAAUUUAGCUUACAUAUCCUCUGACUCUACCUUUCAACAACGAUUCCUGACGCAUGACCGAGAGCAGCCAAAACGGCAGCAGUUUGCGUAUCAGUUAGCGGAUUUGCUCCACUUAGGAUCCAGAGAACCUGAAAAUGUUCCACUGCACCUGCAGACUAGUGCGAUCAAUGGGCUUCGAGCGCUGACCAAGCAAAAAAGUGCCGCGCCUGAUGUAACCGCUGCUCUCAAUGUUAGUGCGAACCAUGGCAUACUGCUGUUCGUUGUUCAAAAGGCCCUGCAAGAUGUCGUUGUCGACUCCGACAUCUCAAACAAUGCUGAUGGCGAUGAGGGGAGAGAGUCUUUGUUUUCUCUACUACACGCCAUACUUCUCUCCAGUAGUCCUCCGAGUCGAUCUGGUGAAGUCUUCGCAUCUCCUCAAUUGAUCUCGUCGUACGUUCAUCUCUUGACGUUGCGUACGCGGAAAGCCCAGAGGAUCUAUACUGAGGUCUUGCACUUCUUCGAUGCGUUCUUUCACCAUAUCAAAGAUGGCCUCGCUAUUCUCUCAAACAACAAAGCCUUUGAAGCUGUCAUCGACCUUUUAAAUCAUCAAGCCAUAGAUGCGCUAAACAGUGCCAAAAAAGGGACAGGCUUUCCAGCUGAAUUCCGGACACCAUCGAUUGACUACCAUGUGCCAUACACACAUCAACAAACCAUUCGCUCCAUCUUACCAUUCAUCCACGGCGUCAUAACGCAGCAAGGAGCUCAAGCGGACAGGAUACUGCGAAGUCUGAUUGACUCUCAGGCCCUUUUGACAGCGUUUCGUGUGGUAGUCGAGAACGGCUCAUUGUUUGGUGCUCAUAUAUGGAGUGAAGUGGUUAAGGUGAUGAGCACUUUUCUCAACAAUGAACCUACAAGUUACACGAUUAUCGCAGAAGCAGGUCUGAGCAGAGGUUUCCUGGAGUCGAUUGUCCUUCGUUCAUUGAGGGGAGUGGAUAAGCUCGAGCUGCCUGCUGUCCCUCAGGACAAUCCACCUGAUCCCCCAACGUCAGAAAGCGGUGCAUCGAACAAUCAGACGCAUGUCCAUGAUAAGCUUCUCAAGGGCGAUGCCGCAAGUGGGGAUGUUUCUUGCAUUCCUAAGAAUAGCCCUCAAGGCAUCCUCCCUGCGGCAGAAGUCAUCGCCAAUACAUCCCAAGCAUUUAGCGCUAUUUGCCUUACUGCUGCCGGUUCGUAUUUCUUCCGAUCAUCUGGUGCCUUGGAGAAAUUCUUUGAGAUAUUCGAAAGUCCCGCCCACAUAAAAGUCAUGAAGGACUCAAGCUUUUUGCAGAUUCUCGGCAACUCUUUUGAUGAACUUGUCCGACACCAUCCGACAUUGAAGCCAGCAGUCAUGAGCGCAGUCAUUGUGAUGGUAGCACGGAUCCGAUAUCUGUGCAAAUCGAAGGCGUGGGAAAUCGGUGCUGGAGCAAAGCUAUGGUCUGGGAGUACAGAAGGCAACCUCAAAGUAGCUGGCGGCAGCGAUACACUUGUCAAAGAAGUCGUGUCUAGCUUUCAGAAGCCUGAUAGCCCAGAGGACGAACCAUUCUACAUGCAGUUGCCCAACGGGAAAAGACUGCUGGCAGCAACAAAUAUCACAGGAACCCCCCCCGAUCAGCCUGGAGCAAGCGAUACCGACAAGGAGGGAUUGACAGUUUCAGACUAUCUCACCCCAGUUACAUCAUUUCUCGUUGGUCUUUUUGAGAACCCUUCUCUUUGUACCGCAUUCAUGGAUGCUGGUGGAGUUGGACUCGUUCUCGACCUGGCCACACUCCAAAGUCUGCCGUUUGAUAUUUCUCCUUCGACGUAUUGCUCAGGAGUAUCCCAUGAGCUUGCCCAAGUUGUCCACAUGAUGGCUGAGACAAAACCGCAUCUUGUUCUUCCUCCUUUGCUUGAUCGGAUAUUGACAACAUCUCAAAACCUCGAACCAUUCGCAGCUACAAAAGCUAGUGACUCAACAUGUUAUGUUGAUCCGCUUGUUACCGUGUCUGAUCACCCGGCUGAGGCUGCCCCAGGAUCACUUCGUGAAGGCGGCACUACUUUUGCUAAGAACAUGGUAGUACUGCAACUCUUGGUCAAUAUCUUGUCAGAAGUCUUCUCUUCCCCAAUGUAUCAUGCGCGAAACCGAGAGCAGCCAGCGCCGUUUUCGCAGGUCAACCUGGCAGAUAUGUACGUUGAUGUAUGUCAGCGACUUGGUGGUCUGUCUGCCGCGUGCUACCGCGAAAGCAAAGCCUUGGAGAGAAGAGUACCACAACCAUGGAAAGACGCUACCAAGCCGAACGAGCCUGCGCAACAGACUGAGGACGAGCACAGCGAGUCACAUGAACCAGAGGAUACAAGCGGAUCUCCAAGACCUGGAUCUGUCGUUCGCACGUCACAUGGAAUCAAUGGGACAGAAGCUCCUAUAACAUCCCCAGGAUUAGACUUGAAAGGGAACGAGCAGUCCGCCGCUUUUAAGAACCUGAAAGUUAUCCGUCGUUUGUUGUCUCAGCUACCUCAGUCAAUCACCCAUUUUUUCAGUCAGCUUGGACAUGGUCUCAUUGGGAGAAAACGAUUGGACGCGUAUCAAAAAGAAGUUACUGUUAUGGUUGGUAAUUCAAUCGCGGGCGCUCUUAUCCAUCAGCUCAACCCACCCUUUGCUAAGAAUCUUACGUCUACGUCACCAGAUAGCCUGUCUCCUGACCUGUGUUUCCCCUAUUUUGUGGAGGUACUGAAGAGUUGCAGCAACGUCUUGUUCGACCUUAAUACCACACCGGACCAUGCACAUUGCUUGACUGUAGUGGCUUUACCGUUCAAAGCUCAAGGAGGUAUGACUGUGCUCAAGCGACUCGGCGAAUGGUUCUAUCAAGAUCUCAAGUCCUGUCAAGUAUCUUCGGAUAAUGUUGAGACCAUGACGGCGAACAGAGGGCUCGAAAGCAUUACAUCAAUAUUGGGGCAUCUUACCUCAGCCAAAUGUAUCGUGGAGUCUCCACAAUCUAAUGCCUUCAAGAGUUCGGACCGGUCAAAGCCACACCACUUCAACCCUGCACAAUUCCUGCUUGAACUCCGGCUUGAAGCUCUUCCGUUUGUACGCACGAUCUGGGACAGUCCUUAUGCCGAUCAGGCUUCAAAAGUGGUGCUAAAGAAGCUGAUCGUAAUCCUUCGCCACAUACUAAGUGGGGAUCAAGAGCACGAAGCCUACAAGAGCGGCGAAAAGUCUCCUAUGGUCACCACACAUCCCCCAAAAAGAUUCGUACACAACGUAGAGAAACUCAAUACCUUGGAAACCAAAGGGUACGAGGAAGGUCUUGCACGAGAAGCUCUUUUUAGGUGCAAUAAUCAAGCUACGGCAGCCGAGGAAUAUUGUAAGGCCUACGUUCAGAAUCCCAGACUGAAGCGCCAUCCUCUCCCUUCAACAGAAGUCGAGUCACCAUUAGCAGAAGCCCCAAGAUCAUCUACCCCUGGGGAAAACUCCGCGCGUGCCAACCAAGUUAGUGGUAGCACCAAUUCGGUGACGACUCCAACGAAUGCCCUUGCAGAUGUUGGUACUGGACAAUCGCUUUGGGACCUCCUAAGUAAUGUCUCACAGACAGAGCUUAUGUCACCAGAAUUAACUUCACCUCCAGAUGCGCAACGGUCAUCCGUUCAAGCCAACGUUACUGAUGAUGAGCAUGAAAACCGUCAAAUGCAGGGUAUUGAGAACGAUAGCAUUGAGAUUGGGCCAACUUUGAACGAGAAUCCUCCCCCGCUACUCAGAGCGUCCAGUAACAAGGGCAAGGAGCCCGUUUCAGAGGCUGCCGCAGAACAAAAUUCCCUGGUCACCAUUGACAUGAUGGACCUGCAACGCGAGCAAAUUCGAGCAGAUCUUGUGGAACGUUGCCUGAACAUUAUCAAUAGCCACUACGAUGUGACCUGGGAAUUAUCAGAGUUGCUCAAAAGUGCCACGAAGAGACUUUCUGAACAAGGGGCCAGAGAUUUUCGAGAAACGGCGUGUAAUCUGCUUGUCACAAGCUUGGUUUCAUUUCAGUCGGACAUUGAGGCAGAUGACUUGUCCGAAGCGACGCGCAAAAAAAUCUCUGCUUACGCUCACUUUGUAGCACUGCUUAUUCAAGACAAGCAUAUCUACCAGGAAUGUCUUCCCCAUCUUCAAGACUCCUUUGACAGCCUGCUCAGGUUUGUCCAGAUUCCCAGCAAUGAAACUAAUAACGAAGCUUCGUUGCCGUGGAUCGGGCAAGUUCUGCUUAUCACAGAGCGAAUGCUCUCUGAUGAUGCUGAGCCGCCGGAGAUUUCUUGGAACAUGCCAGCCAAUGUUGACGGGCCACCUCCUGAAGAAGUCGUGCCUGCUAAAAAGACGAUUGUCACCAAAGAGCAGAAGGUGCUUCUAUUCGAGUCGCUUCUUGAGAUCCUUCCUCGAGUAGGGAAAGACAAAUCGCUGGCACUGUCCAUCGCCAGAGUCCUCGUCAUUCUGACAAGGGAGCGCCAGAUAGCGGUGCAGCUUGGCGAGAAGCGCAAUCUUCAACGCCUCUUCGUGAUGAUGAAGCAAUUAGCCAAUUUAGCCAGCGAUCGUAUCCACAGCUCAGUGAUGCUGAUCCUUCGCCAUGUUAUCGAAGAUGAUGAAACGCUCCGGCAAAUCAUGAGAAGCGAGAUUGUUGCUAAUUUUGAUACGAGAAGCUCACGCCAGAUAGACACUACGACAUACGUGCGCAAUUUGUAUCACCUCGUGUUACGCUCGCCGGAGAUUUUCGUUCAAGUCUCCAAAGAGAAGCUUAAGUUACAGCGUUUCGACACCAACCAGCGGCCACAGACUCUGGCAUUAAAAUCCACGGAGACCGUCUCGGACGGCCCCAGCGGGUCCACGUUGCAACAAGAACCAUCGUCUGCGCCAUCAGUACCAAUUGAUGCCGCCAGCGUGACGAAGGACAGUGUUGAAGCAGCCGUGUUGGACAUGAUCACCGAAGAUGCAAAGGGUAGGGCCGCCGAUGUCAAAGCCCCUGUUGUGGAACAUCCAGACGGUGUUGUUCAUUUCCUUUUGUCACAGCUCCUCAUCUACAAAGAUGUUGAGGACAAGGACAUUGCUACCGCUUCCAUAGACAGACCUGUCACUAGCCCGACCGAUAUGGCCAAUGAAGUGGAAAUGGGAGAUGUCUCUUCCGUUUCAACUCCUCAACCUGAUGCCCGCACGCCCGAGAAGGUGGACAAAGCCACAUUCAACGGAGAAGAUCAUCCGAUCUAUAUCUAUCGCUGUUUCCUCCUGCAAUGCCUAACAGAGCUUCUUCACUCAUACAAUCGUACCAAAAUAGAAUUUAUCAAUUUCUCACGCAAAUCAGACCCUCUUGCGAUGACACCAUCGAAGCCACGUUCGGGCGUCUUGAACUACUUGCUGAAUUCUCUCAUUCCAGUGGACUCCAACGAGGUUGAAGAGCCAGUCGAAUUUAAGAAGCGUAGCGUCACAUCCGAGUGGGCUAUGAAAUUAAUCAUUGCCCUGUGUUCAAAGACAGGAGAACAAGGUCUGGUCAUGGGCCGAGAACGCUACACUAACUACCCACGGGUUGAAGACAACGACAGCGAGCCAGAUCUCACCUUUGUUCGAAAGUUCGUUCUGGAACAUGGCCUCAAGGCAUUCAAAGAUGCCAACUCUUCGAACGAAGCCCUGCAAACGCGGUAUGCCCGAAUACUCUGUCUUGCAAAUCUAUUCCAUCAAUUGUUAUCCAAGCCAUCCGGAAGCGAAGGAGUAGCUGGCUCAAAUAACACUUCCCACAAAACUCUUGCCAAGAUGAUGUUCGAGAAGAACUUCAUCUCCAUUCUCACCUCGUCCCUCGCUGACAUCGAUUUGACAUUCCCGGGUGCAAAGCGUGUCGUGAAAUACAUCUUGAAGCCACUGAACGAGCUCACCAAUACUGCAGUCCAUUUAAGUCUGACUUCGUCAACCCCGGUUUCAUCGGCCCUUGGACAGUCUGAAGAAGCCGAUAUUUCUUCUGCGUCUUCUGUCUCUGAAGUAGAUGACGAUAGAGAGGAGACCCCCGAUCUCUUUCGUAACUCUGCACUUGGCAUGCUGGAACCUAACCGCCAAGAAGAAUCAAGCUCCGAGUCAGAACCAGAAGACGAGGACGAUGAGAUGUAUGAGGGCGAAUAUGCCGAUGAUAUGGAGUUUGAGGAGGACAUGGCUCCCAUUGGCGGCAACGAUGGUGAGGUUGUUAGCGAUGAGGACGUCGAAGACGAGAAUGGUCCCGGCGGACCUAUAGAAGGCCUUUCUGGUGACGUUCCAAUGGACAUCGAGCUAGUUAUGGGUGACCCACACAUGGACCUCGACACAGACGACGGUGAGGACGAUGAAGACGACGGGAAUGAGGACGAGGACGACGAAGGAGACGAGGACGACGGGGACGAAGAUGAUGAGGAUGAAGGCGACUAUUUAGUCGACGUUGAAGACGCCGCUGGGGAAGGCGAGCUCAACGCAGAUGACGAAAAUGACAGCCUUGCAGACGGUGAAGGCGAGUGGCAAAGUGAUGAUGAUGAACAUGCGGACGAUGUAGACGAGGAUGAUUCCCAAGACGGACUGCAGGAGAUUCUGGAUCAGUCCUCGGCCGCAGGAGAAAAUGUCAAUAACGGCGAUGUCGACCUGAAUGAGCAAGGCCCACUCAACAAUCUCCUUAAUAUCCUUGGCGAGGAUGCUGGAGUACCACGUCCAGCACCUGCAGAGAUUGGCGAAGUACUAGGUGAAGGGGAAUUUGAGCAUGUCAUGCAAGACUUACAAGACGAGGAAGAUGAAGAUGACAACGACGAUGAAUUGAAUGAGAAUGAAGAUGAUCUCACCUACCAGACGUUCCAUGAGAUGCUGAACGACCCGGACACUCCCUGGCCGUGGGAAGAAGGUGCUGUUCCACCUUUCCAAAGAAUGCACCAUCAUCCUCCACCGCAUCAUCAUCAUCACUUUCGAGCUGCUCCUGGACAAUACUCAAGCUUUAUGAGCCGACAUAUCACUGGUCAUGGCCUACCAAUACCAGGCAUCCAUCGAUCACACCGCGUGGCCCCUCCUACACGCCCAGCUGAUGACGGGACCAAUCCUUUACUGCAACAGCCGGGCUCCUCCAUACCUGCCGAUGCCCACCAAAUCCCGUCUCCAAUGGAUUUGGUGCAUGGGUUCGGGCCUGGUUUUAUGGGCUAUCUACCUACUGGGCCUGGCUCUGGAAUGGGAAGUGGAGGCAUGCUUGAUGCCAUUAUGGAAGCAAUGCAACGCGGAGAAGGUAGCGUGGAGAUAAAUGAUCCUAGUGGCCGUAUUGACAUUCGCGUGGAUACAACGCCAGGGCGCUUCAACGACAUGCUUGUCAGGCCCUCCUUCCCUUCCACACUAUCACGAAACGCGCGACAAGAUCCGCAGCGCACCGUGAACUUCAAUCCAUUAUCCACUGUGUCUCGCUGGCAGGAAGAGGCAAGACUUCUCUUCGGCAUGGGCUAUGUAGAGAAAACCCAGCGAAUUGUCAACGUUCUGCUCAGUGUUCUCGUGCCGCCUGCCAUGGAAGAGGAAAAGGCUCGUCUCAGAAAGGCCGAAGAAGAUCGCAAACGUGCAGAGGAACAACAGGCGGAACGAGAACGCCAAGAGCGCAUAGAGAGAGAAGAAAGCGAAAGGAAGAAGAGGGAAGAAGAGGAGAAAGAAGCUGUAGCAAGAGCUCAGGAGGCUGCACAAGCGGCUUCUACAACAGCAGGAACAGGGGACCAAACACCGCCCGCACCGCUGACUGAUGGUGCAGAGCCAAUGCAAGACGUCCGCAACACAGAGACUCAAGACGAAAAUCAGGCUUCCCGUGAGGCAGUAUCCGAGCCGUCGACCGCCGCUGGUCCAUCACAAACCCCUGCCCAACGCGUUUUCACAUCGAUCCGAGGGCGGCAGGUUGAUAUCACGAAUUUGUCUAUCGACGCUGAGUACCUUGAGGAGCUUCCCGAGGAGAUACGGGAGGAGGUUAUCAUGCAGCAGUACGCUGAGCAACGCCAUCAGGCAGAAGAGCAAGGUCAACCACCAACUGAUAUAAACCGCGAGUUUCUAGAGGCUCUACCUGAGGAUAUCCGAGAAGAGCUUCUCCGAGAAGAGGCAGCUGACCGGCGCAGACAGGAACGUGAAGCUGCUCGUCGAAGAGCUGCCGAAUCUGGUGGGGCUCCUCGCGCAGAAGAAAUGGAUGCCGACAGCUUUAUGGCCACGUUAGAUCCUGCACUCCGGCGCUCGAUAUUGGCAGAUCAGUCUGAUGAGGUUCUCAGUGCGCUUGGCCCGGAAUAUGCCGCAGAGGCUCGUGCUAUCAUGAGCAGACAGAUGCAUCAGUUCGGUGCUCGAAUGCCUGUAGGCCGAGACGCUCGAGAGGACCGCAGCGGCCGCGACCCCGUCUCAAGUCAACGGGAAACCCGGAAGCAAGUGGUGCAAAUGGUGGAUCGAGCAGGCGUUGCAACAUUGAUGAGACUAAUGUUUAUGCAACAGCAAGGAUCAACGCGCAGUAAUCUGCACACCAUUUUGCACAAUGUCUGCCAGCACCGGCAGACACGCGCAGAAGUCAUCAGUCUGUUACUUUCGAUUCUUCAGGAUGGUUCUGCAGAUGUGUCUGCGGUGGAAAAGAGCUUGGCCCAUCUUUCGCUUCGUGCAAAGACUUCUUCCGUCCAGAAAGCGCCCCAACCACUCAAGCGCACAAUGUCAACCCAGACCACGCAGGUCAAUGCAACCGAGAUGACACCAUUGAUGGUCGUCCAACAAUGCCUGGCAGCGCUAGCUUCUCUGACCCAGUAUGAUGCACACGUUGCCUCCGUCUUUCUCCGAGAGCUCGAAUCUUCUGCAAGUUACAAAUCAAAGGGAAAUCGCAAAGGUAAGGCCAAGGAGACACGCUCCAAUAAAUACGCAAUCAAUGCGCUCAUCGGCCUCCUUGAUCGAAAGUUGACUACUGAAAACUCAGCUUGCAUGGAGAAUCUGGCGAAUCUGCUUGCCACAAUCACCCAGCCUCUUACCUGGCUACUUAAGAAGGACAAGGACAAUCACGACCCUUCAAAUGUCGAGAACAAAGACGGGCCAGAAACCGUUGCCAGCGAAAAUGCCGACGGUGCUCAGCAGGCAUCAACGGCAGCUGAGGAAUCUGCUCAUGGCGCACUUGCCGAAAAUCCAUCCGUUGAAGACCAAUCUGUCAGCGCUACGGACACUGCGAUGGUUGAUGCACCAGCUGCGUCAGCAGUAGAGACGUCCUUGCACGACGCUAGCGCGCAGCUUUCUGACAAUGUGGUCACAGGUUCUGUUGUAGUAGCAGACCCAUCAAAAGCUGCUGACGAGACUAAGAGCAAGAGGCCGUUUGAUCCACCAGUGAUCCCUGAACAGAAUCUGCAGUUGAUCGUUGGCGUACUGGCUGCACGUGAAUGCAACGGCAAGACGUUCCGUGACACCGUGUCCACUAUCAACAACCUCUCCUUGAUUCCUGGAGCAAAGGAUGUUUUUGGCAAAGAGUUGAUCAACCAGUCACAGAAGCUCUCUCAGGCGAUAUUAGCGGAUUUGGGUGAUCUUCUGACGAAAAUCGUGGACGCAUCAUCAGGGACUGACGUGCAAGGCAUUGCCACAGCGAAGUUCUCGCCGGCGAGUGCCGAUCAAGCAAAGCUGUUGCGUAUACUCACGGCCCUAGACUACCUGUUCGAUUCGAAGAGGCCAGAGAAUUCCGACGAAGGAACCCUGCAGACGCAAGAUGUACUCACCUCUCUCUAUGAGAGUUCAACUUUCGGUCCACUUUGGAUCAAGCUAAGCGAAUGUCUAAGUGCCAUCCAUAAGAAAGAGGGUAUGCUCAGCGUAGCUACAGUCUUGCUGCCGCUGAUUGAGUCUCUCAUGGUCGUGUGCAAGAAUACAUCGUUGAAAAAUGCACCUCCAUCGAAGAGAGUGCGAGAACGAUCAGUGGCAAGUCCAGGUCCGGAGUCUGGUAUGGAAGGGGUCUUCUUCAAUUUCACUACAGAGCAUCGCAAGAUAUUGAAUGAACUUGUCCGACAGAAUUCGAAGCUCAUGAACGGAAGUUUCUCCUUGCUCGCUAAGAACCCAAAGGUGUUGGAGUUCGACAACAAGCGCACCUAUUUCACAAGACAAAUACAUUCUAGGAGCCGCGAAGCCAGACAUCCCCAGCCACCAUUGCAGCUACACGUGCGUAGAGACCAAUGUUUCCUGGAUUCAUUCAAAGCGUUGUACUUCAACAGUGCCGAUGAGAUGAAGUAUGGCAAGCUCAGCAUCCGCUUCAACGGUGAAGAGGGCGUCGAUGCAGGUGGUGUUACCAGAGAGUGGUUCCAAGUUCUUGCUCGGGGCAUGUUCAAUCCGAACUACGCCUUGUUUAUCCCUGUUGCUUCAGACCGGACAACCUUCCACCCUAACCGGUUGAGUGGUGUCAAUGCCGAGCACCUGUUGUUCUUCAAGUUCAUCGGACGCAUUAUCGGCAAGGCUCUUUACGAGAGUCGUGUGUUGGAUUGUCAUUUUAGCCGAGCCGUGUACAAGAAGAUACUGGGCAAGACCGUUUCCAUCAAAGACAUGGAAACGCUUGAUCUAGAUUACUACAAGUCGCUGGUGUGGAUGCUGGAGAACGACAUUACAGACAUCAUUACGGAAACGUUUUCUAUUGAGUCAGACGACUUUGGUGAAUCCCAGAUCAUUGAUCUCAUCGAGGAUGGACGAAACAUCCCUGUCACUGAAGAAAACAAACAAGAGUACGUCCAGCUCCUGGUGGAGUAUCGCUUGACGGGUUCUGUGCAGGAGCAGCUAGAGAACUUCCUCAAGGGCUUCCACGAUAUCAUCCCGGCCGAACUUGUGUCGAUUUUCACAGAGCAAGAGCUUGAACUUCUCAUAUCCGGUUUGCCAGAUAUCGACGUGGAUGACUGGAAGGCAAAUACCGAGUAUCACAAUUACAGUGCAUCGAGCCCACAAAUUCAAUGGUUCUGGCGAGCUGUGCGCAGCUUCGAUAAGGAAGAACAGGCUAAGCUUCUGCAAUUUGUCACUGGCACCAGCAAGGUCCCGUUGAACGGCUUCAAGGAGUUGGAGGGUAUGAAUGGGUUUUCUCGCUUCAACAUCCACAAAGACUACGGCAACAAGGAUCGGUUGCCCAGCAGUCAUACAUGUUUCAAUCAGUUGGAUCUUCCAGAAUACGAGAAUUACGAGACCUUGCGGCAGAGACUUCUCACGGCGAUGCUUCAGGGCAGCGAGUACUUCGGCUUUGCAUGA